AUGUCUUCGAGCUUCAUCCACAAUCCAGCUGUUCUAAAGCCAGGGGCGAACCCUCGCUCGACGGCCCCCAAGCCGCGCCGAGAGCAACUAGACAGUCAGCAGCCUACGACAAAAUCCACUGAUGUCUACUUUUGGUAUUUCGACUCGACUCCAAGCGCUGUACCAUUGUACAGCCAGAACAUGCCAUCCGUGCGCGACCUCAAAACCAAUGGCGUGGAGUCGGUUGUGAAUACCAUCGAUGGAAGGACGUCAGUCGACCUCGCUGACUACCAGACCGCUGCCGGAAAGUACCGUGCCGUUGUAAAGCUGUUUCUCCUCUACGACAGACAGGUUACGUCGGGCGUGACUCCCAAGGAAGCUGCUUGGGCUAUAGCCACCGGCUUCCUUGUUUCAGGAGACGUCGUCGUGACCGCCGGGCACUGCGCCUUUGACUAUUCUCGCAACCUUGGUCGACUUAUCCAAGCGAAAGCCUAUGUGGGAUACGGGUCGAGCUCGGUUGCCUUUCGGUGCGGCACGGCUGUCGCAACCACCGACGGAUGGAUCAACAACGAUGGAAGCGAACCUUGUGACGUUUCGUUCAUCAAGCUCGCAAGCCCAUUCAACGCUAACGAGGUCAAAGCUUUUUACAAUCUCGCCCAGACACCGCUCCAGGACAAAGGUGCAAUGCUGGGCGUUGUGGGCUACCCCGGCGACAUCGUAGAUGCCAAAGGAGAAAGGGGCGCAAGCAUGUACGAGAUGUUCAAGCCAACCGACUACAAUCUGGCUGAUGCAGACCAAAAUAUGUUGCAAUAUCAAAUCGAUACAUACGGAGGAAACUCCGGAUCGCCCGUAUUUGGUCAGCAACCCGUAUCUGGCAAGCCAGAAACUUUUGACGUCGUCGGAGUGCAUGUUCUCGGUGGCUAUUCGUACAACUCGGCGUCGGUGAUUGAUGGAAACUAUGGGAACCGUUGUCAUGCAUAUUACAAUAUAGCCUCAUCCCUCACCAACGCUGAUCAUAAGCCUGAUGGUUCCACGCAGACCGACAAGGAUCACAGGCCGUGGCUCUGGAUGUGCUCUACCGUGACUACGGAGGCGUUUGAUGACCAAGUGGGCGCCGGGCUCGACGACACUAUAAAGCAAUCACAGGCUGUCGAGGCCGAUAUAUCAUCUGCGAUUGUAGAUUGGGAUACGCCCCUUACGUUCGGAUCAAAGGCUGGGCCCCAAAUGGCCAUCUUGGCCUCUGCCGCCAUUGCAGCAGCUGGCAGGCUUGCCGCUGACAGUGUCAACGGGUCCAAUGUCGAGUCGCUAGCUCAAACCCGUCCAUAUGAUGGCGUCCUUGGCCGUGCAAUCCUCGCAGAAUCGGCCUUGCAAUACUUUUUCUCUCUGACCCACAAUGAUCAGGAGGCAUAUAGGGAAACCAUGGGUCCGCUGGUGGCCGCUCUCAAGCCCUUUGUGACGAAAAUCGCCCCCAGGAUUCUCAAGGGGACGUUGGAACCUAGCAUGAGACUCCUGCUGUCAAAUCUCGCAGGAACCAUCGACAGCAAAGCCAAACGCAGCACGACUCGUCCGACUGAAGCCGAAAAGGACACCGGUUUCGGACGCAAGCUGUCGCAUGAUGAAGACAAGUUCCUUCGCGGAUUGAUGGCCGAGGUGGACAAAAAGGCCAUUGAGUCGUUCUUCACCACGCUGACGACGAUUGGGGAUGUCGUCGGAAGUGCUUUCAGAAAGGCUGGCCCAAUUCUCAAGGAUGUAGCCAAGAUCGGGCUGGCGUUGCUUCUCGGAACGGAAUCUGGAGGACUCGAACCCACGUCCCUUGAUCCUCUGGCACACAGAGCAAUCCUGGCAGAGGCUUGUUUGCAGACAUUUGUCGAAAUCCAAGACGAUGCGACCAAGAAGGAGAUUUACCCCAAGAUGGUUGAAAACUUAAAGGUGUUGGGUCCCAUGCUGAUGAGAGCCUCGCCAUUUGUAGCCAAAUACAUUGCUCCGAUUGUGGCAGACAUUCUGCGCGAGGUCAACCCCCAAAACAAGACGGAAUUUUUGGAUUUCACCUAUGGAAAGGCGUAG
Molecule: messenger RNA, 2043 nt
Organism: Metarhizium robertsii ARSEF 23
Lineage: Eukaryota; Fungi; Ascomycota; Sordariomycetes; Hypocreales; Clavicipitaceae
Product: Peptidase S1/S6, chymotrypsin/Hap, active site protein
Exons: 3
Coding region: 1-2043 (680 amino acids)
Biological process (GO): proteolysis
Molecular function (GO): serine-type endopeptidase activity
Source: RefSeq, a predicted model, not a curated record